UCUCACAUUUUUGCAUCACAUUCGUUUCUUGAAUCCCCUCUUUCAGAGAGAGAAAGAGAGUGAGAGAGAGAUAGAGAGAGAGAGAAUGUUCCAUGCUAAGAAACCUUCAAGUAUGAAUGGUUCAUAUGAGAACAGAGCUAUGUGCGUUCAAGGCGAUUCAGGCCUCGUCCUCACCACCGACCCUAAACCGCGUUUGCGUUGGACCGUCGAACUCCACGAGCGUUUUGUGGACGCCGUCGCUCAGCUCGGCGGCCCCGACAAAGCGACCCCAAAGACGAUUAUGAGAGUUAUGGGUGUGAAGGGUCUUACUCUUUACCACCUAAAGAGCCAUCUUCAGAAAUUCAGGCUUGGAAAGCAGCCGCACAAGGAGUACGGAGAUCACUCCACAAAGGAAGGUUCAAGAGCUUCUGCCAUGGAUAUUCAGCGCAACGUAGCUUCUUCUUCUGGCAUGAUGAGUCGCAACAUGAAUGAGAUGCAAAUGGAAGUGCAGAGAAGGUUGCACGAACAGCUAGAGGUGCAGAGACAUCUGCAACUGAGGAUUGAAGCACAAGGAAAGUACAUGCAAUCUAUAUUGGAGAGAGCUUGCCAAACCCUAGCCGGUGAGAACAUGGCAGCCGCCACCGCAGCAGCCGCCGUCGGAGGAGGAUACAAGGGUAAUUUGGGAAGUUCGAGUCUUUCAGCAGCGGUGGGCCCACCUCCUCAUCCUCUUAGUUUCCCGCCGUUUCAAGACCUAAACAUCUAUGGAAACACAACCGACCAAGUCCUCGACCAUCACAACUUCCAUCAUCAAAACAUAGAGAACCAUUUCACGGCCAACAAUGCUGCAGAUACCAACAUUUACUUGGGGAAGAAGCGACCUAAUCCUAAUUUUGGUAACGAUGUAAGGAAAGGACUAUUGAUGUGGUCAGAUCAAGAUCACGAUCUUGCCGCAAACCAAUCGAUCGAUGAUGAGCAUCGAAUUCAGAUACAGAUGGCCACACAUGUCUCCACGGAUUUGGAUUCUUUGUCGGAGAUCUACGAAAGGAAAUCAGGUCUAUCAGGUGAUGAAGGGAAUAAUGGUGGGAAAUUACUGGAAAGGCCAUCGCCUCGGAGAUCACCAUUGAGUCCUAUGAUGAACCCUAAUGGUGGAUUAAUACAAGGAAGAAACUCGCCAUUUGGGUGAUCCAAUAAUUAAUUUUUAUGAGU
Arabidopsis arenosa is the source of this 1185-nucleotide messenger RNA. NCBI's taxonomy places the organism in Eukaryota, Viridiplantae, Streptophyta, Magnoliopsida, Brassicales, Brassicaceae. The record is from the annotation of a GenBank genome assembly.